CGUAUCUCCCCCUCCCCCCUAUUCCUCGCAUAGCAGCCACAACCACUGGGAGCGCGGCCCCUUUAAGAGCCCAGCUUUGCCUCCCGGUAGCUGAAGGUCAUUAAACACAAAAGCUCUCCAGCGCUGCGGUCCAAUAUAGCGCAUGCGCCCUGCCCGAGGACUGGCAGGGAGACGGCAAUAUGGCGAGAAUGCCUGGCAGCGGCGGAGGAGAGUGGAGCACCGGGGGCGGCGGCAGCGGCGCAGGAAGCGGCGGCGGGGCAGGUGGCGGAGAGAACAAUGCCGGGGACCGGCAGCCCGGCCGGGGUGCCCCCCACCGGCCCCUCCACUAUUGCAGCGCAGGGGAGGAAGAGGACGGGGAGGACGAGGAUGAGAUCCAGGAGGUGCAGAUAACGGGGGACGAGGAGGCAGCCGACGGGGGGAUCCUGCUGCUGGACGAGGAGGAAGACGACGAGGAGGAGAUGAUGGGGCUGGAGUGGGACGCAGACGAGGAACAGGGCCAUAUGAUCCGUAUGGACCAGGGCAACGGGGCGCUGCUGGACUCUCCUGCGGCUGCCGUCUGCGGCGUCAGGGGCCGCCUCGGUGCCGUCAGGGGAGGCGGCGGAACAGGCGCCAGCAGCGGCGUCGGGACUGUGGGCUGCGCUCCCGCGGUGCCCGUUAGCGCCCGCGGCGCUCCCGCCUCCGCGGCGGGGAACUUGCCCCCCGAGGACUCGGACCCGGAGGCGGAGCUGUUGCUGCAGCGGCCCGAGCGGGCCCGGCUGAGCGAGAACACGCGCCUGGCCACCCGCUACGCGGUGCGCAUCUUCCGCGAAUACCUGAGCGAGAAGGCGCAGAGCCCGGACUUCGAGACCAUGGACAAGGGGGCGCUGUGCCGGGUGCUGCGCUCCUUCUACGCCGAGGCGCGCUCCAAGAGCGGGCAGCUGUACUCCAAGUCGUCGCUCAUCAGCAUCCGCAGCUCCCUCAACCGCUACCUCAACGAGCCUCCUUACUGCCGCACCCUCGACCUCACCAAGGACCCGGAGCUGCGCGCCGCCAACCUGACGCUGGCCGCCGUCAUCCGCAAGCUGGAGGAGCAGGGCGCCGGCCCGGUGGUGCAGAAGCAGGCCAUCACCCGCGCCGACCUGCGCAAGCUCUACACCUGCAGCGUCUUCAGCACGCAGAGCCCCUUCGGGCUCCUCAACAAGGUCUGGUUCGAGACCUGCAUGUACUUCUGCACCCGUGGCCGGGAGAACCAGCGCGAGCUGGAGGAGGACUCCUUCGGGCUGGCCAUGGACGAGGACGGGCGCAAGUUCGUCUACUUCAAGGCGCUGGGGCCCUACCACAAGUCACGCUCCUCCUCGUGGAGCAAGAAGCGCGCCGAGAGCAGCGACGAGGAGAACCUGCCGCGCAUGUACGAGACAGGCACCGAGUUUUGCCCCUACGCCAGCUUCGUCAAGUACCUGGCCAAGCGCAACCCGCUUUGCAAGGCCUUCUUCCAGCGCCCGCGGGACCACUGCAGCGAGGGCGACGUCACCUGGUAUGAGAACAAGGCCAUCGGCAAGAACCUGCUGGGCACCCGCAUGCAGAUGCUCUCCAAGGCCGCCAAGCUCUCCAAGACCUACACCAACCACUGCAUCGGCGCCGUCUCCGUCGCCACCCUCAACAGCAUCGCCGGCAUCGGCACCAAGCUGCCUCCAGGCGCCGGCGCCGCCGGAGGAGGCUGCUGCGCCCUCAACGGCAGGGCCCGCCCCUCGUCCUACAUCCUCCCCAAGGACGGCCGGGGCUCUCCUCUCGUCAAGGCCGAGGCGCCGGCCAAGCGCUCCCUCUACGAGGCCCUGUACGCGGCGGGGGGCGGGGCCGCGGCGGGGGGCGACGCCUGCGGUCCCUCCUCGUCCCCCAAAAGACUCUGCCUGAGGCCGGCCGAGCCCCUGGACGCCGCCGCCCCUGUGGUGGUUGUCUCAGUGAAACACGAUCCCUUGCCUCUCCUCAUGCCCGAAGCCAAUGGGCACAGAAGCGCCAACUCUCCCACAGUCAUGUCACCUGCUAUUGUUUCCCCCACACAGGACAGUCGGCCCAAUAUGUCAAGACCUCUGAUCACUAGGUCCCCUGCAUCUCCUUUGAACAAUCAAGGCAUCCCCACGCCAGCCCAGCUAACAAAAUCCAAUGCACCAGUACAUAUUGACGUGGGUGGGCACAUGUAUACCAGCAGCUUGGCUACUCUUACUAAGUACCCCCGAUUCAAGGAGAGCAGAAUUGGGCGGCUUUUUGAUGGUACAGAGCCAAUUGUUUUGGACAGUCUAAAGCAGCACUACUUCAUCGACAGAGAUGGCCAAAUGUUUAGAUAUAUUUUGAACUUUCUGCGAACAUCAAAACUUCUUAUACCUGAUGAUUUCAAGGAUUACAGUUUGUUAUAUGAAGAAGCAAAAUAUUUUCAGCUUCAGCCCAUGCUGGGGGAAAUGGAAAGGUGGAAACAAGAUCGGGAGACAGGCCGAUUUUCAAAGUCUUGCGAGUGCUUGGUUGUGCGAGUUGCUCCAGAUCUCGGAGAAAGGAUAACCAUGAGUGGUGACAAGUCUUUGAUAGAAGAAGUUUUCCCAGAAAUUGGUGAUGUGAUGUGCAAUUCUGUCAAUGCAGGGUGGAAUCAUGAUUCAACACAUGUCAUCAGAUUUCCUUUAAAUGGAUAUUGUCAUCUUAAUUCAGUUCAAGUACUUGAGAGGUUACAACAAAGAGGGUUUGAAAUUGUUGGCUCAUGUGGAGGAGGGGUGGACUCUUCCCAGUUCAGUGAAUAUGUACUUAGGCGAGAACUCAGAAGGACAUCUCGUUCAUCCUCUGUCAUUCGAAUAAAACAAGAGCCUCUGGAUUGAGGAAAUUUGUUUUCUCAUACAACAACAAAAAAGAGGACCCUUUUCAUGUGCAGUUGGGACACAAAAGAGCCCUGGGGAAAAAAAAAACUGAAUAAAGACAUAUUUAUAUUGAAUAUAGAGACCAUACCUGUAUUCAUAUGGAACCAUUUGGAAUACUAAUAAUAACCUCAAGGUGUAAAAUAUGUAUAUGUGAAAAGUUAGAUAAUGCAAAAAGAAAAAAAAACCCUUAAAAUGGUAGAUGAGGUUGGUGCUGUGAUGGCCAUUAAGUGUCCUAGGCCUUAGCUAGGCCUGAUUUAACAAUAAACAAGCCAUUGCUGUAGGGGAAGACACAAUUCCUUUUCAUUUUCCAUUGCCAACUAGCAAUCUGCUUUUCAGUGUGUAUAUCUUAAAUCAAGUUUGUUUGCAGAUGUUUGUCAUAGAGGUGACUGGGCACAACUUCAUUCCAUCCAUGAUAUAACAGAGUUCAUCAACUGGAAUUUUAAAUGUAGCUUGUACAGAAGUCAUAAACUUCUGUCCACCUGACAAAUGUGACCAUUAUUCUUGUUGGGUUUUUCUCCCUAAAGGUGCCAGAAUUUAUUAUUAGUUGGUAGAGUUGCUCUGGUUUGAGUCCAGUGCUUUAGUAUGUUUAUUCCAAUUUUAUAAUACAUAAAAUACAAUAAUUUCUGUUAAAAUGUUCUGUUUAAGCCAACAUUAGCCAAAAAAUGUAAAAUAAAAAAAAUCAAAAUUAGCUUUUAACUUGCUCUGUUAUGCAUUUGAUAUGUUCAGUAGACAAUAAAUGAUGUUGAGUUCUGUGUGAAACAAAAAUAUGAAGGCAUAAGAAAGUAAGUUAAAAAUGAUGUACUUUAUCUUUAGUAUGUCAUAGCAACAGUUUGAUGCACCUUAUACUUUCCAUCCAGACUUGGAUUUUUUCCAGCCUUGCUUAAUAAUUUGACGUGGUCAUUUUAGAGGAGCUUUUGAGUUCUGUAUAAUAUUUUGUAAGUGAUUAAAUUGAAAAUUGUACGACUUAACUUUUAACUGCUUCUAACACUAAUGUCCCUGCUUAGGAUAUUCUCAGCAGUACCCAUAAAGUCAGGCCUUGAAUUUCACACUGAAACGUUUUCUCCCUCACGUUUUCAAGCUGUAUUACUUUGCAUAGUUGCACCCAAGUUAUCCAAACUAGAUGUGGCAUUUUUAAGUGAGUUGGAUCCAUGGUUGCUGAACCCAUUUCACUUUUCCUACAGAAUCAAGACUUUGGGGGGGGGGGGUGCAGCUUCUGCAUUUUGUACUGGGCAGUCUAAUCCAAUUAGUCUUCAGAAAGGUUCCUGAUUUACAGCCUAAAGACUGUAACAUAGUUCAGAUGGGUUUUCACCAUGCUUUACCAGCAACAACUUUUUUCUCAUUCUGCCUAGUAUGUUGGGUUGGAGCCUGUGAGGCUGUUUUGGUAGUGGAGAUGCUUUUGUCCAUCCAGUGGAAGGAGCCUUCCACUAACACAAUAGCAUCUUACAUAAGGGGAAGCCACUUUCUGCUCGAAAAAAAAGCAGCUCUGCUAGCAGAACUGAUCUAUGGGACCCAGUCCUCUGCUUUUUUAUUUUAGUUAUCAGGGAGUUGCACCAUAAAAAUUUGGGUUCAGUGCCAGUUCAGGUUCAAAAGUGUGUUAUUCAACUUUCCAGGUUAUAGGGCUGUCAGGUCUCCUGCUAUGGUAGCCCUCUUUGCCCACUGCCACUAAAUAAAUAAACCAGCAAUAUCAGCAGCAUUGCUACGUCACUUCCUGGAAAAAACCAGAGUUUCCAGCAAUUGCUAGAGUUGCCCUAGGACACUUCUGGGUUUUCCCUGCAAGUGAUGUAGCAAUGCCACCAACAUUGUAUCUCCCAUGAUCUCCCAACAUUCCUGUUGGUUGCUAGGCUUGCCAAAUUCGGUAAUCAUUUUGGACCAGUUACAUAUCAGAAAGAACACCACUCUAUUUGCUUGCAAUAUUACUCUGUAAAAUGGGCAGGGAAGUUUAAAAUGGGGAGGGUUAGCUCAAUACUUAAGUUUUAAUCUGAUUUUAUUAAUCAGUUUGUAACUUUGCCUGAGGUUUUCCUGAGUGACAUGGAUUUAAAUUUUCAUCUCUGGCAACUACUGAAGGAGACCUUUCUACCUAGGAGAAAAUCACUGCAUAGUACUUGCUUGGUUUAGAGGAGGGUGGGGGUGGCUAUUUUGUAAACUUCUUAAUCUCCUGAUGCAUAAACCUAGUUAUUGAACUAUAUGCAAUAACAUAAUAUCACAGUUCUUUUUUCCCCCAUGAGCUUUGGUUUUUACUAACAUUACUUUGUCUGUGUUGUAUAUAAUAAAACAGUUUCUGUAUCAUUAACUUGCAAGCCUUAAUAAAAAAAGUAGAACAAGCAAUAUGCAAUUAUAGAAGGAAAAUCUCCUCAAAGCCAGAGGUGAAUUUUCGGCCUAGCCAGCCAGGAAGGCCUUGGGCAAAAUAAUGAAGUUAUUUUAGUUUCAGGUUAUUUUAUUAAUCAGCUUAAAACAGCUAGCCACCAUCUUCCUCCACCCCUUUCCUCCUCUUUUCAUAGCCUACCUUCCUUUUUAAAUAUUUAAAUAUCCCCUAUCCCAUCACUCUUUUUUUCUUUCAAGAAGCCCCACUAUUGGCAAAAAGGGGAAAGAACUUCACCUGUUUUGAUAUGGUGUAAUCUGCAAGGAGGAACCACUGUUAGAAGCUGCUAGGCUCAGUCAGUUCAUUAAUCCUCCACACUGAGGCCUUGUUUUUUCACAAGAAUUGUGAGUGGACGAGCCUCUUCUUGAGCUCCAGGAGGCCUACCAAUUUUUCCCUCUGUUCACUACUUUUCAGAUGGUUCACUGGGAAAUAGUUUCUCCAAAUACAGCCAAAGCAGAGAGGAGGCCUUGCUAACCCUCAAAAGAAUCUUCUGAAUGCUUGAUUGUUGAACAACUUAUUUUGAACCUGUUGCCCUUUUUGUGUUUAAGAGUUCUGUUGACCUUCACAGCAACCAAGACAUUUUGAGUCCGUUUCAGUUCACUGAAAAACCUUCCUGGACCAGUUUUUGUGUUCAUGUUCAUAUUUGGUUCAACAUCCUGAUCCUAACAAAAUUGUGUUGUCUUUUUUUUUUCCAGUUCAGGACCAACAUGAUUGUUUACAUUAGUUUUGUCCAAGUUAUUCCACCAACUUUAUCUUGGGAAGAGAUUUCAGAGUAGAUGUAUUACAGAAGGCUUAAAUUGUUCAUGGAAUGAUAUUUUAAUGCAUAACAUCCAAUAACCUUUUCCCCCACUCCCUUAUUCAUCCCCCAAAGUACAUUUUUAUAUGCAAUAUUGCAUUCUAUGACUACACACAUUUUCUUUGUGGAACAUGCCAUUGAAACAAUGGUGCAAACAUCUCAUUCCUUUUAGUAAGAUUUGAAAUGUAGAGUUCCAUGUCUAUAUAAUAUACAUCUAACCACAACAAAUUAAAGUUUAAACCAUGUUAGGUUAAUUAUGUAUUGUUGCAGUGAGUACAUGACAAGAAACAAGCCCCAUUUAGAACUAUUUGGUAUGUUGAUAGCAAGACAGUUUCAUCUGAUGUUGUCCUACAAAGCUAAGUUUAUAUAACAAAUGCAAUUUUGUUUAUCUAAUGUGGUACCCAACCAAAAAUGGUUAAAUUCUUUCUAAAGGAUAAAUUUUCAGUAACAUCAAUGUAGAGUUGCACUGAGAAAGGGGCUUAGGUAAAUUUUGACUCAGUUCUAUUGAACCGAUGUAUUUGAAUUACAGUUAACUGCUUGGGGUUUUCAAUAAUGGCAAUCUUGAUGAAAUAAACAUGUUCAUUUUUA
Eublepharis macularius is the source of this 6619-nucleotide messenger RNA. It is a transcript of the gene KCTD1, whose product is annotated as potassium channel tetramerization domain containing 1. Gene Ontology annotation, molecular function: protein binding. The coding region runs from base 180 to 2837 and encodes 885 amino acids. The transcript has 6 exons. Gene Ontology annotation, biological process: protein homooligomerization. The record is from RefSeq and is a predicted model, not a curated record. Lineage: Eukaryota; Metazoa; Chordata; Lepidosauria; Squamata; Eublepharidae.